CAGCCCACAAAUGUUUAACCGGACGCCGAAAGUCAAUAUUUGCUUCUGAGUGAACGGGAAGGAUUUCUCCACCCAAGGCGGUCCUCGGCUGGUAUUGGGGGCCAUUCUCCCUUCCUUCCUUCUUCCCAAGAAGAAAAGGGCUUUGAUCGAGCUUUUCCACCCCAAAGACAGCCGCAAUGCCCUGGACUACGACAAUGCCGCUGCUGCUCUGCCUCUUGGCCCUGAAUCAUGGGGCCUUCUUUGCCAGACCCUUGGAUUGGGAGGAGAGCGGGCAGAGGAACAUCCUCCAGGGCCUCAGUGGGGAAAACGCCAUUAUUUUGCCGACCCCGACUUGGCCCACUGUCCGCAAUGAGGCCCUGGCCGGAGACAUGGGGUCUCUUGACGGUCAAGGGCUGGAGGAGGAGGAGGAGGACUGCCAGGGUGAAGUGUCCCCCAAGGCCCUAUCAGGGGUGGCCCACGGCCUCAUGGAGCUCGGGGCAGACUUGCUGCAGGAGAUGGAGCGACGGGAACCCCAAAAGAACCUCAUCUUCUCGCCCUUCAGCAUCGGGAUGGCCCUCGCCCAGCUGGCCCUCGGGGCAGCGAACGAGACGGAGAGGCUGCUCCUGGAGGCGCUGCAUGCCAAGCAGGUGCCUUGCUUUCAUCAGGCGCUGAGUGAAAUGUCCGUCCACCUGGAAGGGUCGGCGCUCAAGCUGGCCGCCCGGAUUUACCUGCAGCAAGGCUUCCCAGUGAAGGAGGCCUUCCUGCAGGACUGUGAGAGGCUCUAUGGGGCCCGGCCGGCCACUCUGUCCGGAGACAACGAGGCUGACCUCCAGGCCAUCAACGCCUGGGUCAAGGAGGCCACCAGUGGGCAGGUCCCAAACAUGAUGUCCGAACUGCCGGCCGACACCGUCAUGGUCCUCCUCAAUGCCAUACACUUCCAAGGAUUGUGGACAACCAGGUUUGACCCACAGAUGACAGAGCCAAGCCUCUUCUACAUGGAGGAGGAGGAGGUCUCCACUUGGGUGCCCAUGAUGAAGGCAGAAGAUUACCCACUCAGCUGGUUCACGGUGGAGGAGCUGGACGUCCAGGUGGCCCGCUUCCCCUUUGAGGGCAAUGCCAGCUUUGUGGCCGUCCUCCCCAACUACUUCGAGGGCAACUUCUCCCAGCUGCUGUCUGCACUCGGCCCAGCCAUGUUGCGUGGCCCCUUCCCCAAAGAGCGGCCCACCGCGGUCCAGGUGCCCAAGGUGGCCCUCCAGCACCGGGCCGACCUCAAGGAGACCCUCGGACGUCUUGGUCUUGGGGAGCUCUUUUCCUCCCCACGGCUGCCUGGCAUUGCGGAGGGCCCUUUGUGGGUCUCGAGUGCCCAGCACCAGGCGGCCCUUAACAUCUCUGAGUCCGGCCUGGAGGCCUCGGCGGCCACGGGGCUGGCCACGUCUCGCUCGCUCUCGGCCUUCCACCUCAACCGGCCCUUCCUCUUUGUGCUCUUCGAUGACCGCCUGGGCCUCCCACUCUUGCUGGGCUGCCUCCGGGACCCCCGGGGUGGGGACACGGAGCCCUGAGGGGCGUUCGGUGCGGACGGAGACCACUGUUGCUCAGGGAACUUCUGACCGAGGGUCCACACAAGUCUUCCUGUGGUUGGAACGAUUCUGCACCACGAAGUCAUGGAAAUGCUUUGGGAUAUUUGGGAAGGGAGAGGAAGAAAGGGGAUCUUGCGUACUGGAUGUGAAGCUCGUUCGGAAUAAAUUCUGUCCCGUUGGAAGCUC
Anolis sagrei ordinatus is the source of this 1742-nucleotide messenger RNA. It is a transcript of the gene SERPINF2, whose product is annotated as serpin family F member 2. Gene Ontology annotation, biological process: negative regulation of endopeptidase activity. Lineage: Eukaryota; Metazoa; Chordata; Lepidosauria; Squamata; Anolidae. The record is from RefSeq and is a predicted model, not a curated record. Gene Ontology annotation, molecular function: serine-type endopeptidase inhibitor activity.